Myotis myotis is the source of this 1611-nucleotide messenger RNA. RefSeq names its product galanin receptor 1 (gene GALR1). The transcript is spliced from 3 exons. Gene Ontology annotation, biological process: G protein-coupled receptor signaling pathway; positive regulation of cytosolic calcium ion concentration; negative regulation of adenylate cyclase activity. Gene Ontology annotation, molecular function: galanin receptor activity. NCBI's taxonomy places the organism in Eukaryota, Metazoa, Chordata, Mammalia, Chiroptera, Vespertilionidae. The coding region runs from base 556 to 1611 and encodes 351 amino acids. Gene Ontology annotation, cellular component: membrane. The record is from RefSeq and is a predicted model, not a curated record.
AGCGCAGAAAGAGCGCUGGCUCUGUUGGCGACUUGGGACCCUGGCAACAGCUGGGAGUGGAAUCGGUUGGGAGUCGUGGGGAGCCCUCUCCAGGAACCGCGAGGAGUUCUGUGCGCACACAGCACAGCCGCUGGUGCGCUGGGGAAGAGAGCGGCUCAGAGCAACAGGUGUGGCGGGAAGCCACCCCCGGAGCGAGGGAAUCGGUCGCAGGGAUCCGGAGCAGGUAAAGCGCGGAGAGGGCUCUCUCCACCUCCUAGGCUGCACCGCAGGUCCUCCCUCCCCUGCUCAGAGUCCGCGCGGCGGGCUGAGGCGUCCGGGGAGGGGUUCCCUGAGCUCUCGGGACCGCCGCUUAUGCCCGGGAAGGUCCAGCACUCAGACAGACCCGCCCAAAGACAGCGCCGCUAGGCACAGCCGCCCAGGCGCGUGGCCGCCAGGUUUGCUCAGGCUGGGAAACGGGCACUCUGAGCUCGGGGCUGGGUCCCAGGAGGGAGCCCCCUGGCACCCCUGUCCCUGGCAGGCAGCCCUCACCAGCGCGCCCGGGCGCCCCCGCAGGUCAUGGAGUUGGUGGCCGGGAACCUCAGCGAGGGGAACGUGAGCGGCCCCCAGCCCCCCGCCCCGGACCCGCCGCCGCUCUUCGGCGUUGGCGUGGAGAACUUCAUCACGCUGGUGGUGUUCGGCCUGAUCUUCGCGCUGGGCGUGCUGGGCAACAGCCUGGUGAUCACAGUGAUGGCGCGCAGCAAGCCCGGCAAGCCGCGCAGCACCACCAACCUGUUCAUUCUCAACCUGAGCAUCGCCGACCUGGCCUACCUGCUCUUCUGCAUCCCCUUCCAGGCCACGGUCUACGCGCUGCCCACCUGGGUGCUGGGCGCCUUCAUCUGCAAGUUCACCCACUACUUCUUCACUGUCUCCAUGCUGGUCAGCAUCUUCACUCUGGUCGCGAUGUCGGUGGACCGGUAUGUGGCCAUUGUGCACUCCCGGCGCUCCUCCUCCCUGAGGGUGUCCCGCAACGCGCUGCUGGGCAUGGGCUUGAUCUGGGCGCUGUCCAUUGCCAUGGCCUCGCCAGUGGCCUACUACCAGCGCCUCUUCCACCGGGAGUCUGACAAUGGCAACCUGACCUUCUGCUGGGAUCAAUGGCCCGACCAGCGCCAUAAGAAGGCUUACGUGGUGUGCACCUUCAUCUUUGGCUACCUGCUGCCACUGCUGCUCAUCUGCUUCUGCUAUGCCAAGGUCCUUAAUCAUUUGCAUAAAAACUUGAAGAACAUGUCGAAGAAGUCAGAGGCAUCGAAGAAAAAGACAGCACAGACAGUCCUGGUGGUGGUCGUGGUCUUCGGGAUCUCCUGGCUGCCGCACCACGUCAUCCACCUGUGGGUCGAGUUUGGGGUCUUCCCGCUGACGCCCGCCUCCUUCCUCUUCCGCAUCGUGGCGCACUGCCUGGCCUACAGCAACUCCUCCGUGAACCCCAUCAUCUAUGCCUUCCUCUCCGAGAACUUCAGGAAGGCCUACAAGCAGGUGUUCAAGUGUCGGGUGCGCAGCGAGUCCUCCCUCAGCGACACCAAAGAAAACAGAAGUCGAUUGGACACCCCACCAUCCACCAACUGCACGCAUGUGUGA